AUGGGAAGCUUCAUCCUCUCGUAUCUCAUUUUGCUUAUAUUUGGCACUCUUUACCCUGCGUAUUAUUCUUACAAAGCCGUGAAAUCAAAGGACAUCAAAGAAUAUGUCAAAUGGAUGAUGUACUGGAUCAUAUUCGCGCUCUUCACGACAGCAGAGACAUUCACGGAUAUCUUUCUUUGCUGGUUUCCAUUCUACUAUGAACUCAAAAUAGCUUUUGUAGCUUGGCUGCUGUCUCCAUACACAAAAGGCUCCAGCCUCCUAUACAGGAAAUUUGUCCAUCCAACGCUGUCUUCAAAAGAAAAGGAGAUCGAUGACUGCCUCAUUCAGGCAAAAGACCGGAGCUACGAUGCCCUUGUGCACUUUGGGAAGAGGGGGCUGAACGUUGCAGCCACGGCAGCUGUCAUGGCAGCUUCAAAGGUCUCUCAGCUACUUCAUUUACACUUGUAUUUGGACCAGAAAAAAGGGCAGGGACAGGGAGCCCUGUCUGAGAGACUACGGAGCUUUAGCAUGCAGGAUCUCUCAACGAUUCGUGGAGACAGCAGCAGCACUGUUCCUCCUUCGGUCACUGUACGAACAAGUAGCAAACAGAGCCAGCCAAAAACAUCCAGAAGUGCAUCAGAAGGCCCUGGCAGCUCAG
Acanthisitta chloris (rifleman) is the source of this 637-nucleotide messenger RNA. It is a transcript of the gene REEP1, whose product is annotated as receptor accessory protein 1. The transcript is spliced from 7 exons. The annotation marks the transcript as partial. NCBI's taxonomy places the organism in Eukaryota, Metazoa, Chordata, Aves, Passeriformes, Acanthisittidae. Gene Ontology annotation, molecular function: microtubule binding. The record is from RefSeq and is a predicted model, not a curated record. Gene Ontology annotation, biological process: endoplasmic reticulum tubular network organization. Gene Ontology annotation, cellular component: cytoplasmic microtubule; endoplasmic reticulum tubular network; endoplasmic reticulum membrane.